Centrocercus urophasianus (Greater sage-grouse) is the source of this 1397-nucleotide messenger RNA. It is a transcript of the gene VWC2L, whose product is annotated as von Willebrand factor C domain containing 2 like. Gene Ontology annotation, cellular component: AMPA glutamate receptor complex. Gene Ontology annotation, molecular function: protein binding. The record is from RefSeq and is a predicted model, not a curated record. The transcript is spliced from 4 exons. Bases 657 to 1346 code for a protein of 229 amino acids. NCBI's taxonomy places the organism in Eukaryota, Metazoa, Chordata, Aves, Galliformes, Phasianidae. Gene Ontology annotation, biological process: negative regulation of BMP signaling pathway.
UCGCACACCCAGGGAUGCACGGAGCCUCUCUCCGAGCUCAGCCCUGAGGCCAGGCAGAGCUUCUUUGUCCCUCUGUGGAGCUGAGCACGGCCAGGUUGGGCAGUGCUGCGGUGCUCCCGAAGUUUUAGUGAGGUUCCAGCCACGAUUCAGCAGCUCUGCACACCACACAGGCAUUUAGCAUCCUGCUCUCAGCGUUUCUCCCAGGGAAGCACCGGAAUGCUGAAUACUGGAGGAGAAUCGCGUCGUGUGUUCAGUCAGGAUCAUACAGUCCUGCUGCUGGCAGACCAGGCAGCUCCUCUUCCUUCUCCUAAAUGCUGCAUGUGAAACUCUGCUGCUCCACCUCUCAUGCGCCGCGUACAGUCCAGCUCCAUCUUCUAUGCUGGAUGCAGAUCUGCCUGCAGAGUGUGCUUCCCUUGUUCUUCAGCCCCCCUCUGAUGAACUGUGCCACACAGAAGGACCGAUGGCCACAGCAGGAGGUAAAGGCCACACUUAAGCUGGGGCUCAAAUCCCUCUGGGCUGUCCGUGCCCAUGCAACUCCAGGCAGCUGCUGUAACUUCUGGUGCAACAGGAAACUCUGCACACAAGGGAAAUAAAAAUGAGACCACGACACUGGUCUCCUUAUGGAAGCAGCUGUUUCUAUCCGGCCCUGAGAUCCCAUGGAGAAGCUGAGGAGGGGGAUGGCUCUUCACAUCCAUGAAGCCUGGAUACUGCUGUUUGUAAUCCCUGGCUUGGUCACGUCGGCUGCCAUCAACCACGAAGACUACCCCGCCGAUGAAGGGGACCAGACCUCCAGCAAUGACAAUCUGAUCUUUGAUGACUACCGAGGGAAGGGUUGUGUGGAUGACAGUGGCUUUGUGUACAAACUGGGAGAACGCUUUUUCCCGGGGCAUUCCAACUGUCCCUGCGUUUGUACUGAGGAUGGACCUGUUUGCGACCAACCCGAAUGCCCUAAAAUCCACCCAAAGUGUACAAAAGUGGAACACAAUGGAUGCUGUCCAGAAUGCAAGGAAGUGAAAAACUUUUGUGAAUAUCAUGGAAAAAAUUACAAAAUAUUGGAGGAAUUUAAGCCCUCGCCAUGCGAAUGGUGUCGCUGCGAGCCCAGCAAUGAAGUUCACUGUGUUGUAGCAGACUGCGCAGUUCCCGAGUGUGUCAACCCGGUCUAUGAACCAGAGCAGUGUUGUCCGGUCUGCAAAAAUGGUCCCAACUGCUUCGCAGGAACCACCAUCAUCCCCGCGGGCAUCGAGGUGAAGGUGGACGACUGCAACAUCUGCCACUGCCACAACGGGGACUGGUGGAAGCCGGCGCAGUGCUCCAAGCGCGAGUGCCAGGGCAAGCAGGCUCUGUAGCAGCAGAACCCCUCACUGCCACCGCGAGCACGGCUCCAACGCGUCCCAGCU